Molecule: messenger RNA, 585 nt
Organism: Alnus glutinosa
Lineage: Eukaryota; Viridiplantae; Streptophyta; Magnoliopsida; Fagales; Betulaceae
Product: B3 domain-containing protein At2g24670
Exons: 1
Coding region: 1-585 (194 amino acids)
Molecular function (GO): DNA binding
Source: RefSeq, a predicted model, not a curated record
AUGACGCCGGAAGAAAGAAAGAAAAAAAGAUUGGAAGAUUUGAAGCGCAAAAAAUGUGCAUCUUUUGAGAAGAUUCUGGAAGAGGUUAGAGCGGUUGCGAGUUCUAAGGAAGAGGAAGAAAGGCUGCUGAAGGAAAGGAUCGUGAGGGAUUUGGUUGAAUUCCACGCCAGAAAAGCCGCAAAGCGCUUGAUCAAGAGAGAAAACAACGAAGAAGAAAAGGAAAUGCCAAGGGAGUUCAAGAAGCGUAUCAGUGAGAUGGAAGGAACCGACGUCGUGUUGGUGAUACAGAAGCAAUAUCCGCGUAAAACUGGUUUAAGCUGCCUUUCGAUACCGGAGACCGAAACCCGACUGGAUUUUCUCAACGGGAUGGAGAAGAAAGAAUUACAAGUUUGCGACGAAGGUAUCGAGGUUUUACUGAUUGAGCCGUGUCUCGAGGAGUCGAAGGCAUGGCUGAAGAAGCAAAACACUGAGAGCGGCGAUUUGUACGUGUUCGCUUUGAACGGAGUUGUGAUCGGUACGACGGUGCAGCUCUGGUCCUUUCGGAUCAAGGAAACACUCUGUUUUGCGCUUGUUAAGCUCAAUUAG